AUGAAUUAUUGCUUCUCACACCCAUAAUGUCCAAUUACAGGAAUAUGUAUUGCACCACAUAAAUGUUAAAGGAAGCUUUGUUUUAAAUGCUUGUAUAAUCAUGAAAUCACAAUUUAAUAAUGUCUUCCAUUUGAUGUUUUUUUAGAUCGACUAGAUAAACUAAUUGAAAAUUAUAAACUAAAUGAUAACUCAAAAUAUGAAUAGAUUAAAAUUGCUUUUAAAUCUCUUAUAUCUUCAUCAGAAUAGAUGAUUAAAAAAGUGUUUGUUCAAUUAAUUGAUUCUAUAAAUUACAUAUUUGGUAAGAUUGAAGAUCAAGAUAAAUCGUAUGUCAAUCUCAUUACUAAUAAUUAACAUCCAGCAGAAUCGUAGUGUCCCGAUUUAGAUAAUUUGGUGCAAUUAUUGGAAAGCAAUAUUUUGGAAGAUUGGAAUACCUAAAAGAAUACUUAUUUACAAUAAUUAGUUUAAAGUAAAGAGAGGCUAACCGAAUAGAUGAAUAUUUUUAGUAAUAAGUGUUAAGAAGAAAUGAGGGAGAUAUUUUCAAUAAUAAAGUAAGAAUUUAUUGAAUAUUAAGCAUAAAAUCAGGAGAAAAAAAAAAGUAAUAAGUAGAAUAGAAAGAGGAAAAAUAAGAAGUCUUAGGCUUUGUAUGGGAUAGAGUUUGGUCUCAAAUGAUUUCAAACAAAUUUUAAACAGUAAUUACUUAGGAUAACAAAUUAAAAUACAUAAAAGAUGGAUUAGCCAUAAGAAUGUAAUUGUUCACAUAUUAAUAAUCUUAAUAGAGAUCCUAUCAAAGAUAUAUCAACAAAACCUGAAAUAUUAACGAAUUUAGAAUAAAUAUAACAUUUGUAAUGGUUAGGAGAAUAUAAUAAAAAUAAUAAAAAAGUUGGAAAAUGGAUUUUAAAAUGGAAGGGAAAUAUUUUAAAAGAUGUCGGUGGAUAGUACUCUUAAACUGGACAAAAAUAAGGAUUUUGGAUAGAGUUGAUUAAGAAUUAUUGGAGGUAAAUAACGAAUACUUAUUAUAUACCAGUAAAGCGGAAGCCUAUGAAGCGGGAUAAUAUGAAAAUAAUUUACGAAUAGGAGCUUGGAAUUAUAUCUAUGAGGAAAAAGACUUGUAUUAAAGAUUUUUAUUUAUGAAUAGUGGUGGAGGAGAAUACAACAAGUAGGGCGAAAAGAAUGGAAAAUGGAUAGAAUUAAGUGUUGGAUUUUGGGAAUACUCACAAGUUUCCUAUAAUGGAGAGUAUAAAAAUGGAAAAAAAAUUGGUAGAUGGGAGAUCAUGUUUUAAGGGAAUGAAUUAUUAUCAAAAUAAAAAUAGAUGUAAAAACAACAAAUUAUAUUUAAGUGGUGGUGGAUCAUAUGAUGAUGAAGGUAAUGGAAUUAAGAUUGGAAAAUGGAUUGAAUUAAGUGAUGGAUUUAGGGAAAAUUCAUAAGUAACUUUUAGUGGAGAAUAUAGAAAAAAUUAAAAGGUUGGAGUUUGGAAUAUUUAUUGGAAUUGGUGUGGAAAGAAUUAAGAGAUGUAAAAUUAUACUUAAUUAAAAUAAAAUUUUAGUGGUGGUGGAUCAUAUGAUUAAGGGGAUAAUGGCAUAAAAAUUGGUCCUUGGGUUGAGGUAAGCAAUGGAUUUGCAAGUUAUUGGUAAAUAACUUAAAAUGGUUCAUAUACAAAUGGUAAAAAAGUUGGUAUGUGGGUAGAAAAAGAUAUUAAAAAGAAUGAGAUAUGUAAAGAAAUACAUUAUAAGUAUUGA
This is a messenger RNA of Paramecium pentaurelia, 1737 nucleotides long. The record is from the annotation of a GenBank genome assembly. Lineage: Eukaryota; Ciliophora; Oligohymenophorea; Peniculida; Parameciidae.